CACAAAGACACAUACAUAGAUAUAGAUAUAGAUAUAGAUAUAGAUAUAGAUAUAGAUAUAGAGAUAUAGGCAUUAGAAUGGCACCAUAACCACCAUAACAACUUGUUGUUCAUCAGCACCUCCCAAUUCCCAGAAGCUCAUUAAAUAACUCCGGUGACAGUGACUAAGACUCUUUCCUCAAACAGGUAUUCUUCCCAGCGGUUCCACAAUUAAUGUAAUGCUUCAAAUCCUAUCCAUUACUCUCUCUUCACUAUUCACUAUUCACUAUUCACUUCCACUCCUAAACUGGCAGAUACCUCCAUUUAAUGUUUCCUUUCCUCACAACCCCACUUUCCAAAAUCUUUUCUUUCUUUCAACUAUUCAACACCACUAGACUAGACAACAAUCUUCAAAUCUUGGAGAUUACAAGACAGAACAGAGCAGAAUCACCAGAGCUUGUAAUUGGAGGUGCAGAAUCAGUAGCAGAGAUUUUGAUUGGAGCCAAACACACAAAAUCCAAUUUUUGUGUCAAAUUCCAAUUUUUCUAAAUCAACUAAAACAGUUAAACUCAUGCAUACACAUGAAGCUUCGGAGAAACAGAGAAAAAAACAGAGAAACAUAACAUGAAGAACAGCACCAAUUGCAGAACCUUUAGAGCUUCGAAUUGAAGAGAAACAGAGCAAAGAACAACAUGAAGGUGAAGAAGUUAAAGAGUUCCUCUGUUUUGUCAGCUACAGUUGUUUUUACCGUUAUGAACCUGUUCUUCUUCGUUGAGUUCAGUUCUGCUUUGAGUUCAAGCACUGAAAAGUUGAGUUCAAGAACCGAAUGGUUUUCGUUGCUUCAACUUCGAUCUUCAUUGGGUAUAAGAGCAAAAAACUGGCCAAGAAAAACAGAACCGUGCUGGAACUGGACCGGGAUUCAUUGCCAAAAGGGUUCAGUUAUCGGAAUCAACAUUUCCGGUUUCAGAAGAACACAUAAAGCUAGUCUUCACCCAAGUUUCUCAGUUGAUGCACUUGCCAAUUUUACCCGUUUAGCUUCCUUCAAUGCUUCAGGUUUUGUGCUUAAUGGUUCUAUUCCUGAGUGGUUUGGUGACAAAAGCAAUAACAACUACCUUGGUGCACUCCAGGUGCUUGAUUUAAGUUCUUGCUCAAUAACUGGCUCUAUUCCUGAGUCAAUUGGUGGUUUGAUUUUGUUGAAGUCUGUGUUACUUUCUGGGAAUAGCUUAACUGGUAGAAUGCCUUCAGGUUUGGGAAUGUUGUCUAAUUUAUCUGUGCUUGAUCUCUCAGGAAAUGAACUUUCUGGGUCUAUUCCUGAUUCAUUGUUUUCACUUGGUAACCUCACACGUCUUAAUCUUUCUUCCAAUUACUUAUCUGGGAAUGUUCCGAAUCAACUUAGUAACCUUUCAGGGCUUGAAGCUUUGGACCUUUCCAACAAUGCACUAACUGGUAAUGUGCCUAGUGUCUUGUUUUCUCGCCUUUCGAAACUUCGAGUUCUCAAUUUGAGUGGUAACUUUAUUGAUGGUGAUCUUCCUGAUACUUUGUGGUCAUUACCGAGCUUGCGUUUCGUUGAUGUGUCCAACAACAACCUUACCGGUCCUCUACCGAAGGUUUUCGGUUCAAAUACUAGUUCUACUGAUGCCACAUUCAAUCUCUCAAACAACUUAUUCUUUGGAACUCUAAAUAUUUCGGCUAAGAAGUUUAGAAUGAUUGAUCUAUCCGGUAAUUAUUUGGAAGGCGAGGUGCAAGGUGUUAGUCUUAGUAAUGUUAGUUUAGCUAGGAAUUGCCUGGAGGAUGUUCCAAAUCAGAGGGAUGUUAGUGUUUGUAGAGUGUUUUAUGAGAAGAGAAAUUUACCCUUUCCAUCAAAUUCGACAAUGGAAAAAUCUUCCAGAAAGAAACUGAUAUUCAUACUGGUAGGUGUAUUUGGUGGACUUGGCUUUAUUUUGCUUCUGGCAUUGGUCCUCGUACUGUUCUUAAAACUAUGUGGCAAUCAUAAAAGCUUGGAAGUUCAAAGGGGAAUUGAAAGUGGAGGGCCUGUUCCAGUAGGGGAGAGUCCUAUGCCGCCUAAAGACCUUGCAUUCGACAUUGCUGUCGGGGAAUCAUUUACUUAUGAGCAAAUUCUCAAGUUGACUGGUAAUUUUGCUGAAGCAAAUAUCAUCAAGCAUGGUCAUUCUGGAGACCUCUUCUGGGGAGUAAUGGAAAACGGAGCUACUGUCGUCAUCAAAAAGGUAGAUUUGAGUUUGUUCAAGAGAGAAUCAUAUGUUGUGGAGUUGGAAUUAUUAAGCAAGGUUUCACAUGCAAGAUUGAUCCCAAUCUUGGGACAUUGCUUGGAGAAUGACAAUGAGAAAUGUAUAGUUUACAAGUAUAUGCCAAAUGGAGAUUUGGCAAGUUCUUUGCAGAGAGUCACUGAUGCAGAUGGUAAAUCGAAGUCCCUUGAUUGGAUCACAAGAUUGAAAAUCGCUACAGGAGCUGCCGAAGGCCUUGCUUAUCUACACGAUAGCAGUCCUCCCCUCGCUCACAGAGAUGUUCAAGCUAGCAGCAUACUUCUUGAUGAUAAAUUUGAGGUGCGACUUGGAAGUUUGAGUGAGGUUACCACCCAAGGAGAUGUCCAUCCUGGUGUCAUGAACAGGCUGUUCAGCAAGCCAUCAUCUUCUAAUCAACCAAAUUUUGGCACAUCAUCAGUAACUUGGGCAGGUGAUGUAUAUGGUUUUGGUAAGAUUUUGCUCGAGCUUAUUACCGGAGAUAGCGAGGUCAGUAAAUCCGACGAUGCCACCUCAAGAGAGUGGUUGGAGCAGACCUUGCCUUACAUUAGCAUAGAUGAUAAAGAAAGGAUAAAUAAGAUUGUUGACCCUUCUUUGUUAGUAAAUGAGGAUCUACUUGAAGAAGUAUGGGCUAUAGCAAUCGUGGCAAGAUCAUGCCUGAAUCCUAGGCCUUCGAAACGUCCUCCUAUGAGACACGUCCUCAGGGCGCUGGAAAAUCCGUUGAAGGUUGUAAGAGAAGAAAGCGCAAGCUCGGUGAAGUUGCGAACAACUUCGUCUAGGAAGUCUUGGAGCACUGGAUUGUUUGGUAGCUGGAGACAGAGCUCAUCAGAUAGUGCUACUGCAACAAACAAAGAUAGUUCAAGUGGGACUAAACAAUCAGGGAAAGUAAGUUCCCAAGGAAGUGGUGUAAUAAUGGAUCACUCAUCUUCCAAUAAAAGAUCAUCCAAGUCCAAUGAAGUUUUCCCUGAACCAUUGGAAACACAAGAUGUGGAGAUUGGUGGGGGAAGAUGAGGCAAAAAGGAAGUGAUGAAUUUGCCUAUUCUUUAAUUGUAUGAGAUUGAUAAUUGUUUGUACCAUAGCAAUUGCUUGUUAUUAGCAAGUCAAAGCCACAUUACCAAGAGUAAUGUUAUUUGUACAGAACAUUGGUUGGAUCCUUUUGGACUUUUGGUAUGUUUGACACAUUGUCAUCACCCCAUGCUGAAGCAAUCAAAACAACAUGGUGGUGCUAAAUUAUGUGCACUAGCAAUUGCUUAUUUGUACCACACCCCUCCUUGUAGGUCAAUGAAUGUGUGAGGCAUUGUAAAAUGAUAAACGGGGUGUUACAAUUUUGUGAGGAAUUAGAAUUUAGAAGUGUGAAGAAUAUUUGCUCAAACUUUCUUUAGCUGAGUGUAUUAUUGUAAAUUAAAUCCUCUUAAGCAUUGUGGCAUAUGCCCUAUUUUUCCCUGUGAAUUUAUAUCACAAUAAAGAUA
This is a messenger RNA of Arachis duranensis, 3705 nucleotides long. Its product is annotated as probable LRR receptor-like serine/threonine-protein kinase At2g16250. The coding region runs from base 671 to 3247 and encodes 858 amino acids. The record is from RefSeq and is a predicted model, not a curated record. Lineage: Eukaryota; Viridiplantae; Streptophyta; Magnoliopsida; Fabales; Fabaceae. Gene Ontology annotation, molecular function: ATP binding; protein binding; protein kinase activity. Gene Ontology annotation, biological process: protein phosphorylation. The transcript is spliced from 7 exons.